AUGUCGGACAUCGACACAUUUACGUUGCUUCCCCUACAGAUCGAUCCGCAGUCCAAGGCGCUCAGCACAGCCUCGAGCUCGCGGUCGCUGCAGGCCGAGCUUGCAGCGCUGAACACGCUGCACCGCGCGCUCCUCACGGUCGAGACGCCGAAUCAGGUCCCGCCGCCGCCAGUACCCGUCAACCCGAAGCGGUCGGCCAACAUCAACAAGCUGCGCGACAGCGGCAACGACGCCUACCGCAAGGGCAAGCACAACGACGCCAUCAAGUUCUACAGCCUGGGCCUGCAGAUGGCGCUGGGCCGGCCGCUGUGGGAGCCGCAGCAGCUCGUGCGCGAGGAGGUGGCCUCGCUGUACGCCAACCGCGCCCAGGCGCACAUGGCGCUGCAGGGCUGGCCCGAGGGCGCGCUCGACGCCGAAGCGAGCGUCGAGGCCAAGCGCGUCGGCAACUCUAAGGCCUGGUGGCGACGGGGCAAGUGCUUGCUGGAGAUGGGACGGUUCGCCGAGGCCCGGGAGUGGGCUAGCAAGGGCCUGGAGAUGGAGGGCGAGGAUGGCGAGCUGGCCGCGUUGCUGAAGGAGAUCGAUGUCAAGCUGGGCAAGGAGAAGAAGAGCAGCUCGUAA
Molecule: messenger RNA, 618 nt
Organism: Anthostomella pinea
Lineage: Eukaryota; Fungi; Ascomycota; Sordariomycetes; Xylariales; Xylariaceae
Source: the annotation of a GenBank genome assembly